UUUAUAUUUUUACAAACCUUGUUGGAAAUCAAAAUGUCAUCUUUUCAAAAUAACCAUGCUAAACAGUCAACUAAAUAUUUAAAUUUAACUGAUUAUGAGCGUCUUGAAAAUCAUGUAGAAUCCGAAGGCGAUAUGUUAAUUAAAAGUUUGGCUUUAAAACAAGUUGAUAAGAAUUUAACUCUUGAAAAGCAUUUAAGCCAAGAACGUGAAUUUCUUAGCAGCCAUGAGUACAUUUCCAUUACUGAGUUAACUAAAGGUAAAAUUACAUUAUCAGAGUUUUGUGCCAAAGUCAAUAAAGAAUCUUCAAAUGAAAUUAGUUCUAAUACUACUCAUGAACCUUCAAUAAAGUUUUCUAAUGGUGUGAGUCGACAUCAACGGGAAUUAGCAUUAUGUGUUAAACCUAAUAGUACCGAAACUAAACUUUUAGCAUUUGCAUUGUCAUGUCAAUCCAGCGAAAAACUUAAACCAGAAUUACAUCUCAUUGAUCAUCCAAUUAAUAAUCUUUCCCAAAUACAUGAUGAUCAAUUUUCUCAUUUAAAUGCUUCACCACUGAAAACAUCAAAAAUGAUAAUACGAAAAAGGAGACAACUACUCGAAUCGUAUAAAAAACCUAUUGAGAUAAAUGAAAAACCAAUAAAGAAUUAUAUCAGACCAAAAUCUCUUUGGGAUGUAAAGGAAGACUUAAUGACUUCAAGCUUAAAAAUGUAUACAUGUGAAGCUUCUAAAUAUAAAGAGCAGUGUAUUGGUGUAAUAGAUAUUAAAAAUGAAGAAGAAAAAAUAUUACAUAACUCUUCAAACUCUAUUGAUGGUCAACGGUUUGUGGCUCGUGGCACUAAUGUUCCAAUAAAUAAUUAUUUGAAAAUGAAUGAAGAUCAACUGAAAAGUUUCCCAUAUUUUCAAAACUACCAAAAAGGAAUUCCUUCAAAAAUAUUAUAUGUAAAAAAUAUUGCUAAAAAUGUUUGUGAAAAGCAUUUAAUAUCUAUAUUUGGAAAGUACAGAAAAUUACAAAAUACUGAUAUAGUUUAUAGAUAUAUGAAACGUGGAAGAAUGAAGGGUCAAGCUUUUAUUGAAUUUGAAAAAAUUGAAGUAGCAGAAAAAGCAUUAAAAGAAAAUCUUGGACUUGUACUCGAAGAAAAGCCAUUAAUAAUUCAAUUUGGGAAAAAAUAA
Sipha flava (yellow sugarcane aphid) is the source of this 1167-nucleotide messenger RNA. Its product is annotated as RNA-binding protein 41-like. Gene Ontology annotation, biological process: mRNA splicing, via spliceosome. Gene Ontology annotation, cellular component: U12-type spliceosomal complex. The record is from RefSeq and is a predicted model, not a curated record. NCBI's taxonomy places the organism in Eukaryota, Metazoa, Arthropoda, Insecta, Hemiptera, Aphididae. The transcript is spliced from 7 exons. Gene Ontology annotation, molecular function: pre-mRNA intronic binding; U12 snRNA binding. The coding region runs from base 34 to 1167 and encodes 377 amino acids.